Messenger RNA from Exophiala viscosa, 1044 nucleotides. Its product is annotated as Protoglobin-domain-containing protein. The transcript is spliced from 4 exons. Bases 63 to 968 code for a protein of 301 amino acids. Lineage: Eukaryota; Fungi; Ascomycota; Eurotiomycetes; Chaetothyriales; Herpotrichiellaceae. Gene Ontology annotation, molecular function: oxygen binding; heme binding. The record is from RefSeq and is a predicted model, not a curated record.
ACAAAAGAACUGGGCGCAUCCUCCACUCACAUGAAGACGAGCACACUAUCAACAACAUCAUCAUGAUGCUACCAGAUGGAAUGAGGCACCUCGGCAGGCGAGACCUCUAUACUUCGCUUCACACCAGAGUAACAUAUCUUCUGCAGUUCCUGGAAUUUGGUCCCAACGAUGUCGCUGCCAUCGUUGAAGGACAAAAGUACAUCAAGGCCAAACUUCCGGAUGUUGUCGACAAGGUGUACAGAAAGGUUCUGAAGCACGACCUUACAGCAAGAAUUUUCUGCAAUCACGAUACCCGUGACGAGGAGAACCCUCUUGAUUGGGCUCGAGAGGCAGACCCUCAGAUUAAAUCCAGGAAGAUGAAAAUGAGAUGGUAUCUCACGAAACUCUUUUCUGAUCCCACAAAAUCCGAAUACUGGGAAUACCUAGACAAAGUUGGCCUAGGGUACGUCGGUAAAGGACGACCACAUCCUGUGUAUAUCGACUAUAUAUUCCUAGGAGCAGCACUAGGGCAUAUCCAGGACUCCGUCACAGAAGCAAUAUUCUCCCAUACAGAACUAGAUCUUGCCCGCAAGAUAGCACUUGUGAGAGCAUUUGGCAAGGUGAUCUGGAUUCAAAAUGACCUGAUGGCCAAGUGGCAUGUCGAAGAAGGCAAGGAGUAUUGCGAAGAAGGCGAAGCUGACCGGCGCCAAUCAGAGGUGUCUGAGCCAGACGGGUUUCCCGAUGAUCAGAGUGUGUCGGACAGCUUGGACAGAGGGUCAUCAUACUCCAGAGCGUCAUCAUACUCAAGCUCGUCAGAUGAAAAGCGCACCAGUCUCGGUCGGAGACUCGAGCAGAUUCGCAGCAAAGAAGCCCGCUACUGCUCCAACACCAUGGAGCCAAGUAGGGAAGAAUGUAUGGAGAGACAACGAGCCGCCGUGCACUGGAGGCCAAAAGCUGAUGAGGCUGAGGAGGUCUUCGCGGCGUCAUGAAGUGCCAGCUGUCGAAGCAUGAGAACUUAGUUAUAGUCAUGAUUUCUAGAUACCCAAUGUCAAUACAAUUUAUGAA